Molecule: messenger RNA, 1182 nt
Organism: Salarias fasciatus (jewelled blenny)
Lineage: Eukaryota; Metazoa; Chordata; Actinopteri; Blenniiformes; Blenniidae
Product: creatine kinase B-type-like
Exons: 7
Coding region: 1-1167 (388 amino acids)
Biological process (GO): phosphocreatine biosynthetic process
Molecular function (GO): creatine kinase activity
Source: RefSeq, a predicted model, not a curated record
AUGCCGUUCGGAAACACCCACAACCGGCUGAAGAUGGAGUACACGGCGGAGCAGGAGUUCCCCGACCUCCGUCAGCACAACAACCACAUGGCCAAGGCGCUGACGCCGCGGCUGUACCAGAGCCUGAGGGAGCGGCAGACGGCCAGCGGCUUCACCCUGGACGACGUCAUCCAGACCGGCGUGGACAACCCAGGUCACCCCUUCAUCAUGACGGUGGGCUGCGUCGCCGGAGACGAGGAGACGUACGAAGUCUUCAAGGACCUGCUGGACCCUGUGAUCCAGGACCGGCAUGGAGGCUACGGCCCUGAGGACACACACAAGACGGACCUGGACCCCGAGAACCUGCAGGGUCCCUCCGCUGUGUUUCAGGGUGGAGACGAUCUGGAUCCAGACUAUGUCCUCAGUUCCCGGGUUCGAACCGGGCGCAGCGUCCGGGGGUUCUGCCUGCCGCCGCACUGCAGCCGCGGAGAGCGCCGCGCCGUCGAGAACCUGGCGGUCCAGAGCCUGGACCUGCUGGACGGGGACCUGAAGGGGACGUACUACGCCCUGAAGGACCUGACGGAGGAGGAGCAGCAGCAGCUGAUCGACGACCACUUCCUGUUCGACAAGCCGGUGUCUCCGCUGCUGCUGGCGUCCGGCAUGGCCCGGGACUGGCCCGACGGCCGCGGCAUCUGGCACAAUGACAACAAGACCUUCCUGGUCUGGGUCAAUGAGGAGGACCACCUCCGGGUCAUCAGCAUGCAGAAAGGAGGAAACAUGAAGGAGGUCUUCACCCGCUUCUGCACCGGCCUGACCCAGAUCGAGUCCCUCUUUAAGGACCAGGGUCACGGGUUCAUGUGGAACCAGCACCUGGGCUACAUCCUCACCUGUCCCUCCAACCUGGGGACGGGUCUGAGGGCCGGAGUCCACGUCCGCCUGCCGCUGCUCAGCCAGAGGGACGAGUUCAGCCUGGUGCUGGACAGGCUGAGGCUGCAGAGGAGGGGGACAGGGGGCGUGGACACGGCGGCGGUGGGCGGAGUCUUCGACGUGUCCAACGCCGACCGGCUGGGCUUCUCGGAGGUGCAGCUGGUCCAGAUGGUGGUGGACGGCGUCCGGCUGCUGGUGGACAUGGAGAAGCGCCUGGAGGCCGGGGACGACAUCCAGGACCUGAUGCCGGAGCAGAAGUGACCCCCCACCCCCCCG